AUGAGCCUGCAGAAAGAUUCAACAUGGCAAACCCCAGUCUCUGUGCUCCGCCUGCCAAAAGGACCCGACCCCAACAGCCGAGGAUUUGACCCCAAAUCACCUCGCUUCAUCGCCCUCUGUCGAACCUCCAUUGCCACUUCUGCCUCGUCAGAGCCAAACGCUGAGCAGCUCCCGAUAGAGCAGCAUGCACGAUCUGUGCUGAGAGAGACCUUCCUCCGAUGUCUCCUCUCCAUGACCAACAAGAAGGUUCAGUUUCUCCUGCAUGAGAGGGUGAAGGUGGAGGCCACGUUUGGGGCGUCUGACAUCGACGUGCUGAACUUUCAGGUGUCCGACCUGCACACUCCCAUCGGGGUGCAGAAAGAGGCACUGAUCAGGUGUCAGGAUGUGAUUUCAUUCACUUUCGAUUCAUGAACACUUAAGGCUUUUGUUUCUUGUUUAAACAGCACGUACCAUUUGGUAUAAGAGGCACUUGGGAGUCUCAUGUGUUGUUGCAAGAGAGCUCUAUUUUCAUACUGUGAGAUGGUUAUAACAUGUUUUAUAUAUGUUUGGUUGUUGUCAAUCCUGUCGAUAUAUUUCGGCCCAUCGUACUGCUAUCUGUGGCUGCUUUUAGAAAUCCAACACUGACGAGCAGUCCCCCUUUUUCAGCACAAGAGGGAGACGUUUGCCUGGGAUUUGGUUAUAUCAGACCAUAUCUGACAUAUCUCUCACAAUAACAUCCAGGAAGUGGCUGUUUGUAAUCGAUGUUGCUUUCACAAUGCAGCCAUAAAGACCAGGAAAUCAAACGAUCACACCAAUAUUUAACCUUGCAUCACAAACUGUACUUUUGUUUUAUAAUCUUUUGGAGGCUCUGCAGAUCAUCAACACUGUUAUUAUAUUUUGAGAGAUGCAUUGUCAUUUAUUAUUUACUGAGGUAAAUGAAACAUUCCACAAAUUA
This is a messenger RNA of Gymnodraco acuticeps, 934 nucleotides long. RefSeq names its product gem (nuclear organelle) associated protein 7 (gene gemin7). Lineage: Eukaryota; Metazoa; Chordata; Actinopteri; Perciformes; Bathydraconidae. Gene Ontology annotation, cellular component: SMN-Sm protein complex. The record is from RefSeq and is a predicted model, not a curated record. Gene Ontology annotation, biological process: spliceosomal snRNP assembly. The coding region runs from base 1 to 411 and encodes 136 amino acids. The transcript is spliced from 2 exons.